AUGUUUGAGGGCCUUCCCCAGUCUUGCGAGACGCGAAACCCGUUUAUUGUCUUGCGUUUCGUGCUUUUAGGCAUCUUGGCCUAUAUCAACAUCCUCACUAUUGGGUUUGCAGCGUGGAACCUGACGGUGCUGAGGGAUCUUGACGUCCAUGUGCUCGGGUCACCUACCUUCGUACUGUUCAACUCGUGCCUCCUUCUGACCCUUCUGGCCUUCUGCUUUGCUUCGUCGCGGUUCCCCGUCAAAUUCAUCAACCAGGUGCGCUAUGAGUGCGCGUGGACAGGGGCUCUGUCCACACUGCAACUGGGCGGCUGCGUUGCCGUCACCGCGAACGGUCCUCCUGUCCUUUGUCAAGGCAUCAGCAUAGUCGCUUGCGCGUCUUCUUCGCUUGUCGUCGCACUAUCGUGGAUAUCCUGCAUGAUUCUCAUCUUGUAUUCCUUCUCGUUACUCACGACAACCGUAACGCACAUGCACGUCGUCGCGGACAUCUGGAUGUCUUCAGUAUAUGAGGUCCCCUGGUUUGUAGGGCCUUCCACCACCCUCGAGUACACCCCGCGCGUAGCUCGCACCGAGAAGGCACGUCAUUCCGACGUACUCGACAUCAAGCGCUUGUCCUUCCACUACCCAACGCCCAUCUUCGAGCAGUUCGCCAAGCCCCUCCCUCCCUCUCCUCAGCCGGGGUCUGCGCCCCCAUCUCCCAUCUGGCCACAUCGCCAGAGCAUUCCGGACUCGCUCCACGCAAUCCCACCCGUCGACCGCCGUUCAACCUGGACGAGCCGCCUCCUCACGAACACACGCCCUACCUCGCUCGCGCACAAGCCGAGCAAAGAGAGCAUGCGCCCGAGCUGGGCGAAGCGCGUCUCGCCCCGCCGCGGGGUCGACGCGCCGUUCGCGAUGCCUCCCAUGCCGCGCUUUUCCUUCCGCCAGCCCGUGCUGCCGCCCGUCCGCCCGCUCCGUCCGCUCAAGCUCAAGUCGUGCUGGAGCCAGACGACGGUGAACUCGCCCCCGCCCGUGCCUGCGCUUCCGCAGAAGGCUGUCGUCGUCGGGGGUCCCGGCUUGCCGUCGAGCUCCCCCACGGGGAGCUUCUAUAUCGACUUGGAGCGCGACGCAGUCGUGCCCGUGGGCGAUGCCUCGCGGCCGGUGUCGUACGGGAUGUUCCCGGAGGACGUUGGAGACCCCGACCAGCCCGUGACGCGUGCGCGGCUGUCGCAGUGGGUGCGCGCCGGCAGCGAGACGUCGUCUACCCGCUGA
This is a messenger RNA of Dichomitus squalens LYAD-421 SS1, 1248 nucleotides long. RefSeq lists its product as uncharacterized. NCBI's taxonomy places the organism in Eukaryota, Fungi, Basidiomycota, Agaricomycetes, Polyporales, Polyporaceae. Bases 1 to 1248 code for a protein of 415 amino acids. The record is from RefSeq and is a predicted model, not a curated record. The transcript is spliced from 5 exons.